This is a messenger RNA of Rhagoletis zephyria (snowberry fruit fly), 1098 nucleotides long. The record is from RefSeq and is a predicted model, not a curated record. NCBI's taxonomy places the organism in Eukaryota, Metazoa, Arthropoda, Insecta, Diptera, Tephritidae.
AUGAGCGCCGAAGUGGUCGAUGCCAAUCCCUACAGUCGACUGAUGGCCUUACAGCGAAUGGGAAUUGUGAAAAACUAUGAGGAAAUUCGCACCUUUACAGUGGCUGUAGUGGGCGUGGGCGGUGUCGGUAGUGUCACCGCGGAGAUGCUCACCCGUUGUGGCAUCGGCAAGCUGAUACUCUUCGACUACGACAAGGUGGAGAUGGCCAACAUGAAUCGACUGUUCUUCCAGCCGAACCAGUCGGGUCUGAGCAAGGUGGAAGCCGCCAAGGAAACGCUCAGCUUCAUCAACCCCGACGUCACCUUUGAGACGCACAACUACAACAUCACCACUGUGGCCAACUUUGAUCACUUUAUGAGCCGCUUGAAGGAGGGCAGUCUGACCGGUGGUCCGGUGGAUCUGGUGCUCAGCUGUGUGGACAACUUUGAGGCAAGAAUGGCCAUUAAUACGGCCUGCAAUGAACUGGGCCAGACGUGGUUUGAGUCGGGCGUUUCGGAGAACGCUGUUUCUGGGCACAUUCAGUUUAUCAAACCUGGAGAGACGGCCUGCUUUGCGUGCGCCCCACCGCUGGUGGUCGCCUCGAACAUUGACGAGAAGACGCUGAAGAAGGAGGGCGUCUGUGCGGCCAGUCUGCCCACCACCAUGGGCAUCGUCGCCGGCUUUCUGGUGCAGAACACGCUGAAGUACCUGCUUCGCUUUGGUACCGUCACGCGCUACCUAGGCUACAAUGCACUGCAGGACUUUUUCCCCUCUUACGGCAUGAAGCCUAAUCCAAGCUGCGAUGAGUCCUUCUGCGUCAAACGGCAGAAGGAGUUUGCCGUGGCUGUAGCCGCUGCCGCCAAAGUGCCGACCGUUGUCGCCGAAGUGGAGGAUGAUGCCGUCCUGCACGAGAACAACGAAUGGGACAUCAGUGUGGUCGACGAGACGGUCCCCGAAGAGGAGAACCUCGAAGUUGCCCAAGGAAUCGCCCUGUCCUACUCAAGGCCCGCCGAAGUGGAAGGUGGUGGUGAUAUCAGCAAGCAAGCACCAUCCGUCCCCACCUCCACAGCCAAUGAGCCGUCCCUUGAAGAGCUGAUGGCGCAGAUGAAGAGGCUGUGA